Messenger RNA from Pimephales promelas (fathead minnow), 1044 nucleotides. RefSeq names its product Rab acceptor 1 (prenylated) (gene rabac1). NCBI's taxonomy places the organism in Eukaryota, Metazoa, Chordata, Actinopteri, Cypriniformes, Leuciscidae. Gene Ontology annotation, cellular component: Golgi apparatus. The record is from RefSeq and is a predicted model, not a curated record.
GUAAACGUCAUUGUUGCAAGAUAACCACCACAUCAUAUCCGCAGUUCAUCAACAUUGAAUACACAUCUACACAAAGUACUGCAAACACGUUAAUAUGGAUGGAAAAGCAAGUGACCCCUUUAGCAGUGAGGCAGAACAGCUUCCUGGGACAGGAGUAGUGGGGAGGCUUUGGCUGCCCAAAGGUCUGUCUGGUAGUGUAAUUAAGGAUUGGGUUGACCGCAGACGGAAGUCCAUCCGUCCAUGGGCCAGCUUUGUAGACCAGCGCAAGUUCUCCAAACCUCGGAAUUUUGGGGAGCUGUGUCAGCGUGUGGUGAAGAACCUGAACACCUAUCACAGCAACUACACCUUCAUCUUCCUGGGACUCAUCCUCUACUGCAUUAUCAGUUCCCCAAUGCUCUUCAUUGCUUUGGGAGUGUUUGCUGGUGCCUUCUAUAUAAUCCACUUGAAAACACUGGAAAAGAAGCUGGUUGUUUUUGGUCGUGAAAUGACUCAGGGACACCAGUUAGGUUUAGCAGGAGGGGUUUCCUUCCCUGUGUUCUGGCUCGCAGGGGCAGGAUCUGCUGUGUUCUGGGUACUAGGUGCUACACUUGCUGUUAUCGGGUCUCAUGCAGCCUUUCGUGAGAUGGAGUCGUCUGACGUGGAUGAGCUGCUCAUGGAAUCUGUUUAACCCUCUCACCUUUGACCUUUUUGUUCAUGUUAACCGAAAAUGUCUUGCCUCAUCAUUUACAUGGCCACAUAUUGGUCGUACUAAUUUGAUAGUUUCUCACAGAUUGGCCAGCAAAGAAGUAAAGACUGUUAAACUGGCUUCACCCGAGAUGGAUCAAGCACAUUAAAAGACCUCAAAUGCCUUUACUGGUACCUAUUGGAUAUCAUGAUCAUUUGUUACAUUAUUUCCAAAAUAUCCUCAAAGCACAAACUAAAUGCACUGUGACCCAAAGCUAAAAAAAAUAAAUAAAUAAAUUUCAAGCUAUACUGUCCUUCAUGAACAGUUCACCCAAACCUGAUGCUAGCUAAUGUUAUGCUAGCUCAUCCAGAAUAAUGGGG